AUGAGUGCAGAAAAUGAGAUCCAAGAGGAGAGAAAUUACGAGGAGUAGUACCGAAAUUGGAAGUAGAACAUCCCAUUCAUGUAUGAAAUCUGCAUCAAUCAUCAAAACAAUUGGCCAUCCCUCACAGUUUGUUGGUUGGAUGAACUUGAAAUUGAUCAAAACGACAACGAAGUACAUAGAUUGAUAGUGGCCACUCAGACCAAUAAUUAAGAGUAGGAUUAUAUCAAAUUGCUUAAAGUUGCUAUUCCUAAGAAAUUAGAUGAAUAAUUGGAUAACACCUUGCUGAAUAACAUUUGGAAAACAUAAGCAGUUGGAAAGGUAUAAGAAGAAUUGCAAAUUCCAGUGGAAGUAGAAAUCAACAGAGUUCGAUAAUAACCAAAUAAUCAAUACAUUUUAGCAGCUUAAGCAGGAGAUGGUGAAGUUGGUAUUUACGAUUUAAGCAAAUAAUCAAAAAUAUAAGCCUUAAAAGGACAGACGAAAGAAGGUUAUGGGUUGUCUUGGAAUCUCAAUAAUAGCGGUCAUUUAUUAUCUGCAAGUUAUGAUCAUAACAUAUACUAUUGGGAUUCAAAUACAGGACAAUUGAUAAAGCAAUACAAUUUCCAUAAAGGCGAAGUUGAAGAUGUGUGUUGGCAUCCUCAAGAUCCAAACAUUUUCAUCUCUUGUUCUGACGAUAAAACAUUUGCUAUUUGUGAUAUUCGAACAUCAUCAGGAGUUUCAAUAUAAUAAGAAGCACAUUCACAAGAAGUAAAUUGUGUUCAAUUUAAUAAUUUCUAAUCUAAUUUAUUCGCCACAGGAUCUAACGAUGCUCAAGUUAAAAUGUUCGAUAUGAAUAAACCAGAGGAGGACAUCCAUACAUUUUCAAAUCAUGAAGAUGCCAUUUAUAGUCUUUAAUGGUCCCCUCAUUAAAGAAAUUUGCUUGCAUCUGGAUCUGUUGAUUCUAAAAUCAUUGUGUGGGAUUAUUACAAAAUUGGAAACGAAAUCAAGGCUGAAGAUGAAAAAGAUGGUCCAUCUGAAUUGUUGUUUUAUCAUGGAGGACAUAGAUCUAAGGUUAAUGAUUUAUCUUGGAAUGCCAAUCAUAAACAUCUAUUGGCAAGUGUAGAAUAAGAGAAAAACAUACUCUAAAUUUGGAAGAUUCAACAGUAAUUAUGGGAUGAAGAUGAAAAUGAUGAAUAUAUUCAAUCUCUAGUAUGA
Paramecium tetraurelia is the source of this 1191-nucleotide messenger RNA. RefSeq lists its product as uncharacterized. Gene Ontology annotation, molecular function: histone binding. The record is from RefSeq and is a predicted model, not a curated record. The transcript has 6 exons. Lineage: Eukaryota; Ciliophora; Oligohymenophorea; Peniculida; Parameciidae. Gene Ontology annotation, cellular component: nucleus. Gene Ontology annotation, biological process: regulation of gene expression.